Messenger RNA from Cryptotermes secundus, 3506 nucleotides. RefSeq lists its product as uncharacterized. The coding region runs from base 527 to 1375 and encodes 282 amino acids. Gene Ontology annotation, molecular function: protein binding. The transcript has 5 exons. The record is from RefSeq and is a predicted model, not a curated record. NCBI's taxonomy places the organism in Eukaryota, Metazoa, Arthropoda, Insecta, Blattodea, Kalotermitidae.
AUGGCAGAGUGAGAGAGAAAGCUAUCCAGGUUAUUGAUUUUCCCCACUGGGUUGCGCGAUUUCAUUUUUCGCGUGAAAUAACGGGCCAUCGGGCAGUGAAAUUUUGUUAAAACCCGAUUCGGGCCAUUCGGGCUGUUACGAAGCAUACUGUAGCGAUCGGUAGCGAUCGUAUCGAGUGACUACAUGGACGUAGGUUGAUGUAGGAACAAUUUUGUCGUGCUUUUAAUACUGUAUAUUUGAGACUACUUACCCCACUUACCCAGCAACGAAACGAACAUUAGCGCGACUGAAAAGCGUGCAUUGAUCUGCCAGGCGAUCGCCAGGGCACAACUGACCGUAACUCACUGUGUUAGUGAAAGUACAGAGCAAUAUGGCACUAAUGUGUGAUGGUAACCGUUUGACAUAGUUAGGACUGGAAGGAUGGAGUUCCGAGACCCGGGCCAUUAGAGGGUGAAUCAUCAUCAGUAUUGAAGCAGGAGCUUUACGCAGAUGCUAGUAAAGCUCCCGUGACAUCAGAGUUUCUACAAUGGAGAUCCCCUCAGCAGUGCAGACUCAAGAAAACAAUGGGAACAAUCUUAAUGUGGAGCAUGUGAACACCAAUACUGAGCAUGGAGAUGAGAAUGAUGAAGCGAACACUAAUAACAACCAUCAACAUCACACUGCUGUGGGAAGUCUGUGUGCACCAGCAGGGCUGACCUCCACACCUCGUAGCAGUGUUGAGGACCUGAGCGAGUAUACAGAUGCUGAUGAGUCUGUCUCCUCUGCACCAACGGAGUUCUUGGCUGAAUUCCUGUCUGCAGUGAUGCUGAAGGAUUAUGAAACAGCCCUAAAAUACUGCAAACUGAUCCUGCAGUAUGAACCCAACAAUGCUACUGCCAAGGAGUUCUAUCCGUUAAUUGUGGAGAAGCUGCAGCUCAUGAAGGAGCAGGAAGAAUCUAAUAGCAGCAGCAACAGUGACAGAAGUGAAGACAGCAGCGGUGGCAAUGAUGACUCAAGCAGUGAUGGUGAGGAGAAGCCCAUGAGGUCUUCGGAGUCUGAUUCCGAUGCCACUACAGCAAGUUAUUCAAGUCUGGAAGACGAGGAAGCUGACGGAAAUGACAAACAUCAGAAAAACGACAAUGCUGAUGCAGGUAAUGGUAAUGACCUGAAAGGAACACCACCAAAGAUAACCUCUAUAACAAAACUCAUCAAGGAAAUGACAGUUGAACCGUCUGUCACAAUAUCAGUAAGCGGAGUACCCAACAGCGAACCAGCCAGUGACACACAUCAAGCAUUUCAGAGCACAAGUUCUGAUUCUGAGUCACCUACAGAACCCGUGAGCCAGCCGACGAUAGCUGAACUUCGUGCCAAGGUGGUACCUGGUAAGGCGAAGUAAUGCAACUGCAAUAAAAUGGGAGCUCGGCAGCUGUGCAGUGCUAGCUCUAGAGUGGUGAUAGUUCACAGUUUGGAACACUUAAGGUAGCAGCACAGGAGAAGACAGAAUCUUUCUCAGUCAGAAGUCUGGAGAGCCAAGGGUGGUAAUAGAGUUUAAUUGCUGACAACACUAUAUCUGUUUAUCAUAUGAAAUAUUCUGUUUUUUAUUAUCAUGAACCAAAAAAUCCUUCAGAUCCCCUACACAUGAAACACACAGUUUCUGCCAUUAAGAUUGUGAGACAUGUUUAAAUUAAUAUUCUGUAUUAAUUUCAUUUAUUAUAUUAAAACACCUACAGAGUACAUACAAAGUGAAACUUACUUUUAAACCUUAAAUUAAGAAUAUGAUAAAUUUGAUAGCAUGGAAGGAGAAUUUCUUAUUUUCAAUGUGUUAUUCAUCAAAGCUCCUGGAAUCAUCUUAUAUUGUCAAUGUAUUUCAGUCUAAUAUGGCUUACAUAUCACACAGAAAUAUAAACAGAGCAACAGUGUUGGUGCAGCACAUAAUCAUUCUCGGUAAAGUUCAAGUACUGUAUGCAGUAAAAUAUCAAUACUGUUAACUCUAAAUGAUAUGUCAAUUGCAGAACAUUGUGUUUAUUUUGUACAGUUAAUUAUUGCUGAGAGGUUUGUUGGUGGUCAUGUGUCAGGUAUAAGCAUUAUUCCUGUUAUAAUCCAUGCUAGGAUGUCUCCUUUUUUGCCUUAAAUUCAGAAGCACAGAGAUGCAGUCCUGCAUUCAUGGAAGUUUACAAGCAAAGUGCAAAUUAUCAAUCUCAGUAUCUUUCACCAGAAUAUCAGAGGACUGGGAAGCAAAAGUGAUGAAUUAAUACAUCAUUUUGAAGUAGACAACAUAAAUCAUCACUUAUUAUGUCUAAAUGAGCAUCACAUGGUUGAACAGGUGCUGCUGCAUCUCAAUGAAUGGUUACCUAUUAUGCUCCAGCUUCUGGCCAAGAGGCCUACGUAGGGGACACAUGUUUAUUUUUGCUAUGACAGAUCGACAUUUCAGUAAAAUUGAUAUUUCUCAUCACUGUAAGGAGCAGGACUUUGAAAUCUGUGCAAUUCAAUUAGUAACUAAAACAUCUAACCUAAUUAUAUUAAGCUUGUGCAGAGCUCCUACAGGAGAGGUUAAUGAAUUUCUAAGGAGGUUAAAUGCAACUUCAAAAAUAUCUGUAUAGUCCAAAAUCUGAGUUUAUAAUCUGUGGAUACAUAGACAUAAACUGUUUAAAUGAGAAUAACCAUAAAAAAGUAAACUCUUUACUAAAGUUGUAUGAUUUGUCACACAUUGCGAAUUUUGCAGCAAGAAUCCAGAAUUCCUCGGCUACAGCCAUUGAUAAUAUUUUUAUAGAUAGUGUAAGGUUAGGCUCUUCUUGUACAUUUCCUAUAGUCAGCAGUCUCUCAGACCAUGAUGCUCAAUUUCUUACAGUUAAUAAUAUUAUUACAAAAUAUUAUUACCAGAAAAAUUAAUAAUUAAACCAUUGCUCAGUUUCCACAUCUGUUAGAAAAUGAAACAUGGGAACCUGUUUUCAAAAAUAAGGCUAUAAACUAUAAGUUCAGUUGUUUUUUAUAUAUUUUUCUAAAUAUCUGUGAAGCUAGUUUUCCUAUUCAGCAUAAAAAAUGACCGAAUUACACAAGGAAUAAAAAUAUCCUGCAAACAUAAUAAUCUCCACAUGAGAGCAUAUUACAUUAAGUAUUGCAAAAUUCUGAGCAGAGUCUUAAAAGAGGCCAAACUGUGGACUUAUAGCAAAAUUAUAUAUAAAAAAACUGUGGUUUUAGUCCGCAAGCUAACUAUACUGACAUAGCGUCUGCCACUUAUCAGCAAAGUUAGUGCCAACUUUAGCGGAUAGAGGGUGUCGCGUGAUCAGCACAACAAAUCCCCGUGGCCAUUAAUUUCCAUUUUCUAUACUGGAGCAAAAUUAUAUAAUCAUAUAAAAACAACCUGGACUAUAAUAAAACAUGAACAGAAAAAUUACACGUGACUGAAAUGAUACCAUCUCUUCUUACAAAUGAUGAAAAAGUAAAGGGCACAGAAGUACAGUGGAACCUCGCAUAACGAGCAUAAUUUGUUCCAGAAUCUUACUUGUAAUGCGAAACACUCGUUAAGC